Xiphophorus maculatus (southern platyfish) is the source of this 1684-nucleotide messenger RNA. RefSeq names its product ALG2, alpha-1,3/1,6-mannosyltransferase (gene alg2). The record is from RefSeq and is a predicted model, not a curated record. Lineage: Eukaryota; Metazoa; Chordata; Actinopteri; Cyprinodontiformes; Poeciliidae. The transcript has 5 exons. The coding region runs from base 51 to 1310 and encodes 419 amino acids. Gene Ontology annotation, molecular function: GDP-Man:Man(1)GlcNAc(2)-PP-Dol alpha-1,3-mannosyltransferase activity; alpha-1,3-mannosyltransferase activity.
UCACUGUUAGUUUUUCAUCAUCGCUGUGGCUGAUCAGGCGAGCUUAAUCGAUGGUUUCUAAAACUGAACAAGGUAGUGGAGAAAUUGAAAGAAUGGCGCGGGUGGUGUUUCUCCAUCCGGAUCUUGGUAUUGGAGGUGCAGAGCGACUGGUGGUUGAUGCUGCUGUUGCCCUAAAGUCUCAAGGAUGCAGUGUUCAGAUUUGGACCGCCCAUUAUGAUCCAAAACACUGCUUCUCGGAGACCCGAGACCCAGAUCUUCCUGUGGUAUGUGCUGGCGACUGGUUACCCACCAGUAUAUUCGGCUACCUGCAUGCUCUGUGUGCGUACCUCCGGAUGAUUUAUGUGGCCUUCUACCUGGUCUUCCUGAGCGGUGUGGAGUAUGAUGUCAUCGUUUGUGAUCAGGUAUCUGUGUGUAUACCGGUGCUGCGGUUGUCCCGACACAGGAAGAAAGUUCUGUUCUACUGUCACUUUCCGGACCAGCUGCUGACCCAGAGGAAGUCAGGCCUGAAGAAGCUCUAUAGAGCUCCUAUUGACUGGUUGGAAGAACGCACCACUGGGAUGGCUGACAUGAUUUUAGUGAACAGUCAGUUCACUGCAGGCGUCUUCAGGGAGACCUUCCGCAGUCUUAACCGCGUCCAGCCCGACGUCCUCUACCCGUCCCUCAACACUAACACGUUCGAUCAGAUGUCGACGGAAGCACAGGGCCUGCAGGGUCUGCUUCCUGAGGGAGUAUCCCACCUGUUUCUGUCUCUGAACCGAUACGAGAGAAAAAAGAACCUGGGCCUCGCUCUGGAGGCUCUGGCGGUCCUGAGAUGCAGCCUCACGCCCGCUCAGAGAGCGGGUGUUCACCUGGUGGUCGCCGGGGGCUACGAUGACCGAGUUACUGAGAACGUCCAGCACUACAACGAGCUGAGUGAACUGGCUGAGCAGCUCCACUUGGAGGACUGCGUCACCUUUAUGCGCUCUCCCUCAGACUCCGUGAAGGUGGUGCUGCUGCAGACCGCCACCGCAGUGCUGUACACCCCCAGCAGAGAACACUUUGGGAUCGUUCCCGUAGAGGCCAUGUACUGCAGCUGUCCUGUUAUCGCCGUGAACUCCGGGGGCCCCCUGGAGAGCAUAGCUGAUGAGGAGACGGGCUUCCUGUGCGAGCCCACGGCCGAGGCCUUCUCUAAGGCCAUGGAGAGGCUUAUCAGGGACUCGCGCCUCCGCAGGGACAUGGGACUAGCUGGGAGGAGAAGGGUGGAGGAGAGGUUCUCUCUUCAGGCCUUCUCAAACCAGCUCUAUGGGUAUAUUGUCCAGCUGAGCAAGUGAUGGGAAGGGAGGACGAAAACUGUGGAAAUGUGGAACUGAACAACUGCGGCAUCUCAAAAACUAAAUAUCUUACUGUUUUCGGUGUAGAUUCAUCAAGAAAUGGAAGUCAAUUCAUUAAUAUUGAUAAAAAUGACUAGCAAUAGGAAAAAUAUUCUGGCAGAUUAUUAUGGGAAAAUGUCUUGCUCCUCUGGCAGAUUAUUUCACUUAUAGUACUUAUUUUUGUCAAUUUUAAGCAGUUAUUGACUUAAAAUAAUCUAUUAUCUGGUCCUGAAAAGUAAGUCAGUUUUGUCUUGUUUCUAGUGUACUAAAAUAUUUGUACUAGAAACUAUACCAAAAACAUUAAGAUUUUGUGUGUUUUUGUCACUUGGAUGUUA